AGACUCAGUGAAUUUCUGGACUUUGUCUGAAGCUGUUCGAUCAUGAAACUGUGGCUCGAAGCUUGUUUUCUGUUUGCGCUCCUGUUUGUGAGCAGCUCGGCUCUCACGCCUGAAUGUGAGAAGCUGAUCGAGCCUUUGACUCUGGAGGAACAACUCAAGGCGUACGGCAGAAUGAACAUCCUGAUGGGCUUCGCUGAUACUGCCGGUUUUAAAGGCAUCCAGAAAGCGUAUGGCAGCUACUGGAUGGACAUCACGGCUUCACCGUCUGGUCCCGGUCAUCUUGUUGUUGCUCAUCAUAAGAAAAUAAACGGAGUCUGCACGAGUUCAACUGUGAACAUGACGGUUGAAGGAAACACUGCAAGAAUUCGACAUCCUGGAGUUUCUGGAGAUUACCAAAUUCUGCCGAGCUGCGAAGGCUGUCUGUCUCUCAGCGUCAACUACACAAUCGCAGACAUGCAGAACUUCCUUGAAAGGCUGAAUGUCAACAUCACAGUUGGACCAGGGGCCAUCAGCUCUCACUCUCUUUUUCUGAUGGCCAACAGGACGAGCGUGACGGACUCAGAUAUGGAACACUUCAACAAGCAGGUGGAGUGCUUCGGGUUCUCUGGAGAACCGGACUUCCGCUACGAUGAAAAGACAAGUUUCUGUCCGGAUGGCGAAAACAUUGAGGCGUGAAAACCUCCAACGUGACAAUAAACACUGAUACUGAGGAAGUGAAGAGACAACAAGUGUCAUUCAACCUCAAAUGUGUAAUGAUGUAAUAAAACGCUUUAACAUCAAGGUU
Messenger RNA from Stegastes partitus (bicolor damselfish), 784 nucleotides. RefSeq lists its product as uncharacterized. NCBI's taxonomy places the organism in Eukaryota, Metazoa, Chordata, Actinopteri, Pomacentridae. Bases 43 to 675 code for a protein of 210 amino acids. The record is from RefSeq and is a predicted model, not a curated record. The transcript is spliced from 6 exons.